Stegodyphus dumicola is the source of this 575-nucleotide messenger RNA. RefSeq names its product CDAN1-interacting nuclease 1. Lineage: Eukaryota; Metazoa; Arthropoda; Arachnida; Araneae; Eresidae. The record is from RefSeq and is a predicted model, not a curated record.
CCACAUGAAUAUGGCAACGUCCUUUCGUUUUUAUGACGGAACUAAUUUUAAAUAUGCUAGUUGACAUGUUAUUGUGCAUCAAGGUAUAAGUUAAUUAGAACUUGUAAUUAUGAAAUUAAGCUAUUAUAAAAAAAUUCUUAAUAGAUACCGAGAACUGAAAAAAAGGGAUUGCAUAGAAGAACUAGUCGCUGAAUUUGCCGAUGUAUCUGAAGAAACUUUGGAAAAUAUUGUAUUCCAAGAAUGUCAAAGGAAAACUAAAGCUAAAUUUCAUGUUAUUCGAUCCAAUAUAGAGCAGUAUUAUCAUUGGUAUUUGGAACAAACCAUCAAAAACCGAAAAGAAUGUGGAUUUCUUUUGAAACUUGCUGAUGAAAUUGAUUUUAGCCCUGCAUUAAUGGCAAAAAUGAUUUUUGAACAUCAUAUGACAUCUAAUGGAAAAGAAUGCUCGAAGGAUGAAAUUUCUGAAAUGCUAAAGAAUACAUCAUUAAUAAAAGAUUUGCAUCUUGGUGCUGAAAUAUCAAUGUGUAAUGUGCAUGAUAAAGUAUAUGGCCCUAUUUCUGAUAUGUGGAAGAGGUAUU